CUUUAAUGACUGGUAGUUGACAUUUAGUUGCAAAGUUACUUAGUUAUUAGAAUGUCUAAAACAAAUAAAUACGAAUAGAGAUAAUAAAAUAAAAUAUUACAACUCGACAAAAUAUAUCCUUUAACAACUUAAAUUAAGAGUGCAGCACAGGUUUACCGUCUUAAGAGCUAUGGAGUUCUUUGAAAAGGAAAUAGUUUGAAUACAUUGCUCAGUUGAAUUGUACCUGUUCAGAGGAGCAGCGACGUCACGCAGAGGGCGUGGCCUCGUAAACCUGUGCGUGCGCUGAUGUUUGAGAGACACUUGCAGACGCUGAAUCACAGAGAAGGAAAUGUGAACGAGUGUGACGAGAGAUUGAGUUUUUCCACAGGGUUUGAAACCCGGAACGCGUGUAUCGAUGAUCCUUCCAGCGGUUUUCAACUUCUGUGAUUCACACGGAGCCUGAAGGACGUAAAGAUGAUGCUCAACUUUCUCCCGGUGCGGAAAUUCAAGCGCAACGGCAGAUAUAUUGUGUUCGGGGUGGUGCUGAUGGUCGUGUUGCUGGCGGCUUAUCUGGAGUUCAGGGCCACGAGCGAGUGGAGCAGCACUGACGUAACCGUCCGCAGUGAAAGCGUCGCCAGGUCAAAAGCUGCUGUUCGACCUGUGUCUCAAGAAGAUAAUCAUGAUAAAGACAUCUGGACACCAAAAAACGCUCAACAGACAUGGAGGAUGGAGUAUAAAGGACUGGCUAAUCUUCACAUCUUUGAGGACUGGUGUGGGACAUCAAUAGCUCAGCUGCGGAAGAAUCUACAUUAUCCACUAUAUCCUCACAAUCGUUCAACUGUGAAGAAACUUGCUGUGUCACCCAGUUGGACCAAUUAUGGACUCAGGAUAUUUGGCUACAUACAUCCUUAUACUGAUGGUGACUUUUUGUUUGCAGUGGCAUCUGAUGAUAACAGUGAGUUCUGGCUCAGCGACAAUGAGAAUCCGGAUAAUCUGAAGCUCCGUGCUUACGUUGGAAAGACAGGUAGAGAAUGGACCGCCCCAGGGGAAUAUGGGAAAUACGCCAGUCAGAUAUCAGAUCUCAUUCCUCUUCAGAAGAACAAUAAAUAUUUCUUUGAACUCAUUCAUAAACAAAACGAUCAAGGAACGGACCAUGUGGAGGUUGCGUGGCAGCUCAAACAGACUGGACAUGGAUUUUCAAUCAUCGAUUCCAAGUUCAUCUCCCUCUAUACCAGUGAGUCCACUCUGAUGGCAGGAGAUGUCAGUCACAUUCCUCAAACUGUUGCCAGUCAUGUGACUCCUCCCCAGAAGUCAUCUCAGAAUCCACCCCAUGGAGCAGACAUGCUGAGAGCAGAUCCACGAGACUCGUUUCAUCAGGUUCCAUUACUGGACAGGCUGCGUUUGCAGGGAGUUUUACCUGACUGUAUCUAUAACCCCAGCUACAUCAUAAAGGGAUAUCCUCUAAUGCGCUACCAGGGCCUGCAGUUUGUGCACCUGACGUACGUGUAUCCUAAUGACUACACACGGCUCACACACAUGGAGAGCAAUAACAAAUGUUUCUACCGUGAGAAUCCAUACUACCUGGACAGAUAUGGCUUCUCAAACUACAUUCAACUUGAUCAGCCUGGAAAUCAAGAGUUCAUCAAAUUCAAAGGAGCUAGAAAUGAUGACACGGAGCAGCAAGUGGAAGGUAUGGAGAGGAACAAAGAUUACGGUGAGGAUUACGAUUACUCAAUGCAGAUGCACCGCAAACUGUUCUCUGUCCAGAAAAAUGGCAGAAUCAGAAAAAAAAGAGAAGAUGGGAAAAUAGACGUCAGAUUAGAACAGAUGAACCAUGACAACCAAGCUAAGGAAAUCCAAAAACUGCCUGAAGAACCUCAGAACGAUCCAGAGGAACCACAGCACCAACUGAGAAGGAAGAAGAAAAAGAGACGCCCUCAACAACACCUGAAGCACCAAAACUACCUUCAAAAUGGACCUUCUGAGGGGAAGACCCAUGACCAGGGAAAGGAAAAAGACUCUGUGGUUGCACAACAGAUUCAGAAUAAUGUCAUGGAGAAGAUACCUGAUCAGCAGACUCCAGGACCAGCUCAGAAAGAAGACCGCUGGAGGUCAGAGGUGAAACAUCAUAUGGACCAAUCACUUAGUCAGGCUGGUGGAAUUGAGCUCCACCCGCUUAAAGCACCACACAGCAAUAGUAGCGAGGGAAAUCCAAACCCUGUUGCAUUCAGAGACAGAGAUAUUCCAAUGGAGAACAUACAAGAAGUCAGUGAGUUGAAGAAAAGAUUAGUGACCAACCCUGCCAUGUUUGAUGAGGUCCAGAAUGAACGUCAUGACCUUGUGAAUCGGAUGGGUAAUCAGAAAGUCUUUUUGGGAGGACAUGUGGACAAGGCAUCCAAGAACUCAUUAGAUGUGGUAGAAGUAAAGAAGAAGAAGAACAGUACAGAUGAACGACCAUCUUUGGAUGGGGAUGAAGUCAAAGCAGAAGCAAUGAUGAAGUCCAAACACCCAAAAGGUAAAGCAGAAAAGGCUGUGCAUGUUUUGAAGGACGAUCCUAAAAAGGCUGUAGUAGAUGACAACAAUGAAAAUGAGAUACAGGACAAUGCAAUACAUAUAGAAGAGACUGAAGAUGGACGAGAUGGAGAUGCUUGGGUGGAUGAUGGUUUCUCGGAGGAAGAAGACUAUGACCUCUUCAAUAAGGCUUUGUUUGACGUGGAAGUCAAGUGGAAUCAGACAUUCCAGGCUAAACCCCUAGAUCUGAAUGCCAUGCGCUCCGAUUGGAUCGAUCUGAAAUGUAAUGUGUCUGGAAACUUGCUACUCUACGAAUCAGAAGCAUUGUCCAUAGUCGAAGCUUUCAUGAAGAAACUAAACAAGAAAUAUCCAAGGCAGUUCACUCUAGAUCGUAUUGUGAAUGUUGAGAAGAAGCCUGAUUUUAAUCGGGGCAGUAGAUAUCUACUGGAACUGGACCUGCUGGAGGCUUCAGCACACCAUCUGCGCCUGGUUCAGUACAUCUUUGUGAAAAGAACUGGUGUUAGGGAUCAGGGUGCAGACUUUAAGCUUUGCAAUCCAUAUAACUUCUACUGGAACCCGACUGCUACUGUCCACUUCAUCAUCCCAGUGAAGAACCAGGCCCGUUGGGUACAGCAGUUUAUAACUGACAUGGAGAAGUUAUACCACACCACUAGAGAUCAGAACUUCAACAUCAUCAUUGCUGACUAUGAAAGCACUGAUAUGAACAUAGAAAAAGCACUACAAAACUCUUAUUUACCCAGGUAUCAGUACCUCAGGCUAAGUGGAAAAUUUGAGAGAUCAGCAGGACUGCAGGCAGGAAUUGACCUCAUUACUGAUGAUCACAGCAUUGUGUUUCUUUGUGAUCUGCACAUCCAUUUUCCACCUGGCUUCAUCGACACUGUGAGAAAACACUGUGUGGAGGGACGCAUGGCCUUUGCUCCCAUAGUCAUGAGACUGAACUGUGGCGCUACACCUCUGGAGCCUGAUGGUUAUUGGGAGGUCAAUGGCUUUGGACUUCUGGGCAUUUAUAAAUCAGACCUGGACUCCAUUGGGGGCAUGAACACCAAAGAAUUCACUGACCGCUGGGGCGGAGAGGACUGGGAACUACUAGACAGGAUCCUUCAGGGUGGUCUGGAGGUGGAACGUCUCUACCUGAGGAACUUCUUCCAUCACUUCCACUCAAAGCGUGGAAUGUGGAAUCGCCAGAUGCUGCGCAAAACGUAACCAUUUCAACAGUCUCGCCGCUGCUGAGCACCGGUUACUAUGGCACUUUAAACGUUUGGUGAACCUCAGGACAUUCCAGAUGUGCGUUCCAGAUCGCAUCUGAUUGAAGGUGAUUUUGAGGUGAAAAUUAGUGGAAACAAAUGCAGAGACUCAGGAAAAGGAUGUCUGUGAUGUUUGUUUGAAGAUAAGUUAUUCAACAUCUCCAGCUGCUAUGGGAUCAUUUCCAGAGUUGAAAAGUUUCUCUACUGCCAACUACACUGUCAAGGGAAAAAAACGUAAAAAGGAAUAGGUGCAGGUCAUUUAUGGUUUCAGCAUCACUUUGGUGUUGUCUUCACUUCCAGGUCAAUAAUAUGCCUUCAGUUGCCUCUGGCUAAGUAUUCUGUUCUGAGAGACAGAAAUGUGACGUUCAAUGAGAUGUAUAUACUGAGAAAAGAAAUGUGAUUUUAUUCAGGUAGAUGAGUGUUUUGGGUGAGGGGUUUGACUUUGCACACUAUUAUGUGUUGUAUGCUGUGUGACCUCUUCCAUCACUGUGGCCUAAACCAAAGAGAUGUGCAAUAUUCCCAGAGGCACGGAGUGUGCAGAUAGUUUUUGAAAAGUGAAUUCAUUCAAGUUAGAAAUGCUGUUCCGUUUUCAGGCCAAUCGCAUAAAGCCUGUCAAAUACACGCUGUCAUAUCUCGUCCCCAAAAUACAAAAGAAAGAAAUAAGACCUUUUCCCCCAUAAUUUUCAUGAAAAUUAGGCAUGUUUCACUCCCAAAUUCUUAAUAUAAUGCAGAGAAUAAAGAAAUAUUAUUAUAAAUUAAAAGUCUGAUUUAAAGGUAAAAAAAAAAAACGUUUUGUUAUUGUAAUACAGCACAGAAAAACUAAAAGAUAAAACAUUAUUUCUAUUAAUGAGAAUUUUUAGUGCAGACGUGGUUAAUUGUCAUUAAACAUACUGUCAAAGUACCUUCAUUGAAGGCUUCAUUUUCUUUAUGCAAAAUAUAAUUUUGGGGGGAUGGAGGUAUAGGUUAUGAAAUGGCCUUGUUUUUGUGAUAUUUGCCGUUUUUGUGAUAUUUGCCAUUUUUAAAGUGAAAUUCAAGGUGUUUUGAUGAUGAAAAUGCCCCUUUUUUCUGCAAAAGCAAGGUAUUUUCUUGAGUUUCAUUCCUGAGCAGGCAGUUUUUCUGUUCAUGACACAUUCCAGCCAUUAAAUCCGGCUCAUGUCAAUUUAGAUUGAAUCAACCCUCUACAGUAUUACUUUAAAACAUAUUAGAUCUUAAUAAUAUUCAUCAAAAACCCUUUAGGGGUUUAUGAGUUUGUACUCUGAUGAAUUACUGCCCAAUGAAAGCUGAUGUAAGCCAUGCUCACUUAUUUAUAAGUGCCUUAUGCUGUUUCAUUUCAAGGAAAUCCGAUGGAAAUAUCAACUGUACACUUUGUUUUAUGUGGGGAUUUGGUGCCGUUUUUUCAGAGAUUCUUUUUAAUAGUUAUACACAUGCUCUAAAUGUUACUGCCUUGCUGUUUUUUAUAUAUAUAUAUAUAUAUAUAUAUAUAUAUAUAUAUAUAUAAAGGUAAUGCAUUGUAGAUCUGACAGUCAAUAGUGUGUUACUUACAAAAUCAAUAGUUUUUUUUAUUAUUUUUUCCAUAAAUUUUUAUAUGAAGGAUCUUGUUGGAGGCAAAGUAAAAAUGACUUGUUUAUGCAGAUCACAAACAACCUUAAAAUAAAAUGUUUCUUCAGG
Messenger RNA from Ctenopharyngodon idella (grass carp), 5423 nucleotides. It is a transcript of the gene b4galnt3b, whose product is annotated as beta-1,4-N-acetyl-galactosaminyl transferase 3b. Gene Ontology annotation, cellular component: Golgi cisterna membrane. The coding region runs from base 454 to 3714 and encodes 1086 amino acids. NCBI's taxonomy places the organism in Eukaryota, Metazoa, Chordata, Actinopteri, Cypriniformes, Xenocyprididae. The record is from RefSeq and is a predicted model, not a curated record. Gene Ontology annotation, molecular function: acetylgalactosaminyltransferase activity. The transcript has 20 exons.